UUGUGUGUUUCUUCAUUUAAGAAACGAAAUUAGGGUCUCAAACCAUUUUCUCUCAAUUAUUAUUAUUAAACAUUCUCAAAACUAGUUUGAAUCUUCUGUCUUGUCUUCUAUUAAAGGAUCUUGAAACCCCUUCGCAUGGGAGAGAGAAAGAAAGAGAUGUUACUCCAUGAGAAUACCGAACCCACUUCGUUCCAAUAAUUCAAAAGAUUUCACUUUCUUGCUUUUCUAAUUUCUAAAACCCUAAUUGAAGUUCCAACAAGAUCGAUCAAGGAGAAGAUGGAUCUCGAGGAUUGGGAAUUAGUACUCCCCAAGAACAGCUUCAAGGAUCUUGAUCUUGAUCAUGACGAGGAUCAUCAUGGAGCGAUGGUAAUGGACUACUUCCUCUGCCCAUCUACUAAAGAUCCUCUCCCAAAAACAGAGUCUCCUCCAAGAACCAUAGUGGUCCCUAAAAAGCUUCUUCAAGUUCCCAUAGCCUGGGAAGCCGUUUUGGACCAAGACAACACGAAGAAACCCAAUAACCGUGAACCGGAUCCAGAUCCGGAUUCAAAACAAACCCUUUCGACGGACUUUGUUUCGUCACCUAGAGUUUCCUUCAAGAUAAUGAAGGAGACUGAAUUUGCCGACAUGAAAAUUGACCCACCAGCGAGGAUCACGAGUCCUCUGCCUCAGAUCGAUGAUGCUGCAUCGAAACCCUCUGAUUUAGAAGGAGGAGGUGACUUGCGAAACAAGGAAGAAGUUGUGUUGGAGGAAGUAGAUGAAGAUGGUAGUGGUGGUGAGAGAUUGAAUCUGUGGAAGGUUGGUCUCAAUGGGAUUGGAGCAAUCUGUUCUUUUGGGGUCGCAGCUGCUGCUGCUACUGUAUGUGUCUUCUUCCUCGGACACAACAAUAUCAAAAUCUGUAAGAACAAGAACCAGAUGCUUAGGUUCCAGAUUUACUCCGAUGAUAAUAAGAGGAUGAAAGAAGUUGUGAAUCAUGCAACAAAGCUCAAUGAAGCAAUCUUUGGUAUGAAAGGUGUUCCUGUCGUAAGAGCUCAAAUAUCUUUUGGGGGUCACUACGAUGGACUUUGAAUCUCAGCCGUCAUAAUAGUUCAUAUGGUUCAGAUCGAGUUUUAUUCACCCACAAGCUUCAUAAUGUACAUAUAUGAAUGUAGUGUAACGUUUUGUAAAUUUAUAUUAUUAUUUUGUUCAAAUAUUGAUUAAUUAUGUGUUGUUAAUAGAUCAUUGUGAAAUUUCAUGUAGUUUUUAUUUUUUAUAUUAAUUUCAUGUA
Messenger RNA from Arabidopsis lyrata subsp. lyrata, 1264 nucleotides. RefSeq lists its product as uncharacterized. Lineage: Eukaryota; Viridiplantae; Streptophyta; Magnoliopsida; Brassicales; Brassicaceae. The transcript has 2 exons. The record is from RefSeq and is a predicted model, not a curated record. Bases 277 to 1065 code for a protein of 262 amino acids.